Molecule: messenger RNA, 2233 nt
Organism: Daldinia caldariorum
Lineage: Eukaryota; Fungi; Ascomycota; Sordariomycetes; Xylariales; Hypoxylaceae
Product: FAD dependent oxidoreductase
Exons: 2
Coding region: 158-1633 (491 amino acids)
Molecular function (GO): sarcosine oxidase activity; proline dehydrogenase activity; flavin adenine dinucleotide binding
Source: RefSeq, a predicted model, not a curated record
AUUAUUAGCCAUUAGCUCUCUCACUAUUAUUAAAGGAAUACAAUACUACUUUUGCUGCUAUUACUACCUACUAUUACUACUAUUAGUAUUAGCAUUAAUCUCGUGACCCAACUAGGCCCUCUGCUUAGCUGAAAGUUAGAUCGCUACGCUGUGAGAAAUGCUAGCGUCCACGGGAACUCUACCAAUGGCCGACGUUCUGUCGUGCCCAACGCCCGUCCUCCACGACGUCAAUUUCGAUACAGAUAUGAAUCCCAAGCGUGACAUACCCUCCAGUAUUCUUAUCAUAGGGGCUGGAGUCUUUGGGCUUAGCACCGCCCUCGCGCUGGCUAAGCGUCCCGAAUUCGCAUCUUCUUCCAUAACGGUCUUGGACCGGUCACCGGAGCCUGGCGUGUUCCCGUCCCGUGACGCCUCCUCUAUUGACUCGUCGAGGAUUAUCCGCGCCGACUACGCAGAUCCCGUCUAUGCGUCGUUAGCAUCGGAGGCACAAGUCCACUGGCGGCAGACCGAUCCGGCUUCUCUCGGGGGCGAGGGGAGGUAUACGGAAUCCGGAUUUAUACUGGGAGCUGACUCCGAGCCGUUGGUGCGUGAUGACGGGUCACCGACUGGUCUUGCGUAUGCUAAGAAAAGCUGGGUAAAUGCAAUGGCGCUUGCGCAUAAGGAAGGACGGCCUUUAAAUUCGAUUCGCGUUUUAAAGAACUCGUGGUCUAUUGGCAUGAUAUCUGGCACAGGAGGCGAGUUCGCUUAUUGGGGAUACAUGAAUACGGCGAGUGGUUGGGCAGAUGCUGAAGCGAGUAUGAAAUGGUUCUACGAACGUGUCGCUGAAACAGGCCGCGUAACCUUUGUGAACGGGAAGGCUGAAAGUCUCGAGACAGACGAAUCGUCAAGAAGGGUCACUGGAGCGCGGCUAAAAGACGGCACCACACUAUCAGCCGAUCUCGUAGUGGUGGCCGCCGGUGCCUGGACGCCCACGCUGGUGGAUCUAACGUCGCAGGUCGUAGCUACUGGUCAAGUUCUAGGUUAUAUGGACAUUACGGAAGAAGAACAGAAGAGACUGGAUAAGAUUCCAGUUAUGCUAAAUGUAUCAACAGGUCUCUUCGUGAUACCUCCACGCAAUCGCGUCCUCAAGAUUGCAAGACACGCAUAUGGGUAUUUAAACCCUAAACCGGUGUCAAAACCUCCGCUAGGAGUUCCUGGCUCAAAAGCCCCCGAGCUUAUAUCCCAGCCAUAUACGCAUCUUGACGACGCAAGUCUCUCAAUCCCAACAGACGCCGAGAAAACAUUGCGAGAAGGUUUGCAGAAGAUAAUACCAUGGCCAGAGCUGAAAGAUCGGCCUUUCUCUCGUACUCGACUUUGCUGGUAUACAGACACAGUGACGGGAGACUGGUUAAUAGACUAUCACCCAUACUGGCAGGGCUUGUUCGUUGCCACAGGCGGGAGUGGGCAUGCGUUCAAAUUCUUGCCUGUUAUAGGUGAUAAAAUCGUGGACACGAUCACAGGAAAAUGUUCCGAAGAACUUCGAAGAAAAUGGCAAUGGAAAUUCACAGGAAAUACAGAGAUUAUAGCAACAGAAGAGGGAAGUCGGGGCGGACAACCAGGAGCAAUACUGGAAAACGAAAUGAAGAAAAUCAACUAGAUUUGAAAUCAGUACAACCGUCACAAACCAGGCACAAAUCACGAAAAACACAGAUCAAAGUAUGGGAACGCUUUUUUUAUGUAUCAUCGGGUGUGGAAUGAUGUUAUGCUCUCCCUAAGGAGGAACCUUAAGCAAACAAUCACCCAGCUGGGAGUCCAAAUGAUGCCUGCAAUUAUACGUGGGAGUAGGCAAGACUUUAACUCAGCUGUCCAGAUGGAUCAUGAUGCCAUACAGCUAACAUCACUCCUGUUCUCAAGCUCUCAAGCUCUGCGGAACUAUAUCCGCUAAGAUAAUUCAUAUCCACUUUAUUACGACCCUCGUAACGUAACCACCGAUGCUGACAAGCAAUUCGGGGUAUCGUAACCUCCACCGACGCCGUAAGACCAAUUAUACAGUCCUACCACCUUAUAAGUCGAAUUAGGACGGCACCUUCGACCUGCGCGAAUGCCGCCGGAAAGUAUCACGGUGCAAUCUAAGCCGCCAAUCCGGUUCUGAAGAGGUUUUUUUUUUCUUGUUUUUCCAUUGUGAUGUGAAAUCAUCCCGAUUUCGUCCAGUGUAGGUCCUUCCUAUGUUUAACGCCGAUGCAAUGCUAUGUGGGAA